CCUUCCCUCUCUCUCUCUCUCCCCCUCUCCCUCCCUCCCAGCCGCCUUCGCAUGAAUUCCGCCGAGCAGCCCUCGCAGUGUGCGCCAUCAGUGGCCGACGCCAGUGAACAGGAAGAAGCUCUAGCAGAAAACCACACAGCAAGCCGAAUGAAGCGAGCAGCUGCAAAGCACCUAAUAGAACGCUACUACCACCAGUUAACUGAGGGCUGUGGAAAUGAGGCCUGCACGAAUGACUUUUGUGCUUCCUGCCCAAAUUUCCACCGUAUGGAUAACAAUGCCGCGGGCAUAAAGGCCCUUGAGCUUUUUAAGAUUAAUGCAAAACUCUGUGAUCCUCAUCCUUCCAAGAAAGGAACAAGCACUGCCUACAAAGAAAACAGCACGAAAAGUUCCCUCAACAGCAACUGUCGCACAAACACGAAGAUGAAUAAGAGGGAAACGCAAAGUCAAAGAGAUGAUUUUAAAGAUUUGACUUGCCUGACAGAGGAAAAGGUAUAUGAAAUCCUGGAAUUGUGUGGAGAACGAGGAGAUUAUUCACCGUUGAUUCGUGUUAUCGGUAAAGUUUUCUCUAGCGCAGAUGCUCUGGUGCAGAGCUUUCGAACGGCCAAGCAACACACCAAGGAAGAGUUGAAAUCCCUUCAAGGAAAGGAUGAGGAUAAAGAUGAGGAUGAAGAGGAAAAGGCUGCCUCUGCACGGUCAAUGGAUGACGAUUCAGUGGCCUCGUCAUCACACACUACCACUGGGGGCACACACACAAGAGACAACAAUGUGCAUAGAUUAGCUCCUGGUGAAGUGUCUGUUGAUAUUGACGCAGUCAGAAGGGUCUACAGUAAAUUACUUUCCAAUGAGAAGAUCGAGGCAGCCUUUCUUAACGCAUUGGUGUACUUAUCACCAAAUGUGGAGUGUGAUUUGACUUAUCAUAAUGUGUACCUAAGGGAUCCGAACUAUCUGAACUUAUUCAUUAUAGUCAUGGAGAACAGCAACCUCCACAGUCCGGAGUACCUGGAAAUGGCCCUUCCCCUAUUUUGCAAAGCAAUGAGCAAACUGCCCCUUCCAGCUCAAGCCAAGUUGAUCCGACUGUGGUCACAGUACAACACAGAGCAGAUCCGUCGAAUGGUGGAAACCUUUCAGCAACUCAUUACGUACAGAGUCAUAAGUAAUGAAUUCAGCAGUCGAAAUCUGGUGAAUGACGACGAUGCUAUAGUGGCUGCUACGAAAUGCUUAAAGAUCAUGCACUAUGCAAAUAUAAUAGCAGGAGAUGUGGACACGGGUCAUAAUGAGGAAGAGGAGGAUGAACCGAUCGCAGAGUCUAGCGAGCUCACUCUUCAGGAACUACUGGGCGAAGAGCGAAGGAAUAAAAAAGGACCUCGUGUCGACCCCCUUGAGACCGAGUUGGGUGUGAAAACGAUUGAUUGCCGAAAGCCACUUGUCCCUUUUGACGAAUUUAUUAAUGAACCACUAAACGAAGUCCUAGAAAUGGAUAAAGACUAUACUUUUUUCAAAGUCGAGACGGAAAAUAAAUUCUCCUUUAUGACGUGCCCCUUCAUUCUGAACGCUGUCACCAAGAACUUGGGACUUUACUACGACAACAGGAUACGUAUGUAUAGUGAGCGACGGAUCACUGUCCUCUACAGCCUCGUACAGGGACAGCAGUUGAAUCCGUAUCUAAGGCUUAAGGUCAGGCGUGACCACAUCAUUGAUGACGCACUUGUGCGGCUGGAGAUGAUUGCCAUGGAAAACCCUGCAGACUUGAAGAAACAGCUGUACGUAGAGUUUGAAGGAGAACAAGGUGUGGACGAAGGAGGUGUUUCCAAAGAAUUUUUUCAACUUGUUGUGGAAGAAAUCUUCAACCCUGAUAUCGGAAUGUUCACAUACGACGAAAGUACAAAAUUGUUCUGGUUCAACACCUGCUCCUUUGAGACCGAGGGACAGUUUACUCUGAUUGGCAUAGUUCUUGGCCUUGCCAUUUACAACAAUUGUAUACUGGAUGUGCAUUUUCCUAUGGUCGUUUACAGAAAACUCUUGGGGAAGAAGGGAACCUUCCGUGACCUGAAAGAUUCUCACCCGAUCCUGCACCAGAGCAUAAAAGAACUGACUGAGUAUGAGGGCUGUGUGGAGGACGAUAUGAUGAUUACUUUCCAGAUAUCACAAACCGACCUUUUUGGCACUCCAGUAAUGUCCAACCUAAAGGAGAAUGGAGAUCUAAUUCCAGUGACUAAUGACAACAGAAAGGAGUUUGUUAAACUCUAUACAGAUUAUAUUCUCAACAAAUCAGUAGAAAAGCAGUUUAAAGCCUUCAGAAGAGGCUUCCAUAUGGUAACCAAUGAGUCGCCACUGAAGUAUUUAUUCCGACCUGAGGAGAUUGAGCUGCUAGUCUGUGGAAGUCCGUACUUAGAUUUUCAAGCACUUGAAGAUACUACAGAGUAUGAUGGCGGUUAUACCAAGGACUCCAGGAUUGUUAGGGAAUUUUGGGAAAUUGUUCACGCAUUUACUAAAGAGCAGAAACGGCUUUUCCUGCAGUUUACCACCGGCACAGACAGAGCACCUGUCGGUGGCCUUGGGAAAAUUAAGAUGAUUAUAGCCAAGAACGGACCAGAUUCUGACAGGUUGCCAACAUCUCACACGUGCUUUAAUGUCCUCCUGCUUCCUGAGUACCUCAGCAAGGAAAAGCUCAGCGAGAGAUUACUAAAGGCCAUUACCUAUGCCAAAGGCUUUGGCAUGCUGUAAACAAUCCGAAUGUAAAACGUGUGAUAGAAAGUAAAUUGAUGGGUGUCGAUAUCCCUGUAUUUUUUAAUAAAAGGCCACAAGAUAGUCAGCUACUGUAGUCACCAAUGUCUGUGCCUCCCCUUCUGGGGACACUGGUCUGGACAGCAGAAUUCAGCUACUUGUACGAACAAAACAAAUUAUUAUUUUUUUUAGUGUGACUUUCAUAUCAUUUUGCUCAUCUGUACAGUCAACUUUUUUUUUCUGAAUAUUUAUUUUAAAGUUCCAGGAAAAAAAAAUUACACGAAUCAUAAUACAGUUUGUUACAUGAAUGAUUUGAGCCUGUUUUUUUUGAAUUUAUGAAAGUAAAUGAAAUUCUCCCCAAAAAUUAACGUGCUGGGAUUAUCAUCAUCAAUGUGUUCUUUUUAAAAUAUAUAUAUGUACUUUUUGGGGGGGGUUUCGUGCUAAAUACUCUAUUCAAGGUCCACUCUUUUUCCCUCCCCCUACCCUACAUCGCUUUGGAGCUUAAGUAUUGGGGUGGUUGAUGCAAGUCAUGCUAUUUUAGACCCAGAUCUGAUUUAACAUCUCUUUAGGUCUAAUAAAGACGGAAGGGAGAAACUGGAAUGUUAACAGCCGCGGUCUUGAGAUCUCUUGCUUUAGUUACAACACAGUCAUUCUUGGAAGGUUUUAAAAAAAAAUAAAAGCAAAAGUUCACUGUUGGUAGUUCUCACGAGUGUGGAAAUGCAUUUUCUGUUUAAACUUUCAAAUCUCGCCCCUCUCUGUCAGAAGGUGAGAGAUUGGUCUUUUAUUUUUUCCUGAGGGUGUCUUUUUGAGUCCAUUACUAAGGGUUGUUUCGAGAGGGUUGCAAUGGGCGGGGAUGGGUGUGCAGGAGGGGAAGAAGGAAAAAAAAACAGAGCAAAAUGUUGGCAACGUUUAUGAAAUGAGCACCGCAAUAAUAGUCUAUUAAAAAUAUGAAAGUGCACCUGCAAGAAAUGAAGCUAAACUUAGUAAGUUUCAUCUUUUAAAUGAAUAUCUUGACAAUCCAGAGUCUUCCAUGCUUUUACUUUUUUUUGUUCGUUUUACCUUCUGUACCUAACAAAUAAUUACAUAUUUUUCAGUAACUGAUACGGUUGUUUAAUCCUCUAGGCGUUAUUUUAGCUCAAAUGGAAACACUUGCCUUGCCUGAGAGAGUACAGUGAUAAUAUCAGUGUAACAACUAUUUAAACACAUUUUCACUCAUUGAUAAAAUGCACAAUCAAUGUUGAUUCAAAUGAUACCAUUUACUAGCCCUGUUCGAAGUGACGUCUCAAGGUUCUUGAACUGGAUUUCAGAAUAUUUUAUUCGAACACCUUGCCAUUAGAUGAAUCACAGACGAUCUGCUUCUCACUUUCGAUGUAUAAAGCGCAGUAAUGGUGAUAGGGGAAUGGGUACAAACAGUAAUUUGUGUUAACGCGAAUAGUUUUUUUAAUCCAGAAACCCAUUUGGCAUUUCAACUAUUGGGAUUUUUAUUUCUGCUUCACAGACAUUUAACGUGUUAAAACAAAUCAUAUGAUAAUCCUGCAUUAAAAUCUUAGUUUGUGAACGUUCUUUUUUGUGUCGAACUGAGGUGGAUCAAACUUUACUCUCCCCCCCCACCCACCCCCCCAUCUCAAACAUAGUCUUCAAAGGGAUUGAGUCAAAUGCAGGUGCUUGUCACAGAGUAAACCGAAGAGAGGUUUAGCACGUAGACUGGUUGGUUCCUGAUUGUUUCCAGCCAAGAUAUUUCAUAUUAAAUCCGCUUCUUAGUAUAGUAGUUCCAGGUACUGAUCAAAUAUUAAACAUUAACAUUUCAUACUUUCAUCCGCUUUGAACUUUUCAAGGAGGUUAGCCUCAUCCUGUCAUAUUUGAUAUGUUCCCGUCACACGCAUACACGAUCAAAAGCAUUGUUUGAACCAAACCUAUUCAUUGUGUAAUUCAGCAGAAAUAGAUUUGUGCUGAAAUUUGGCAGAAAAUAUUAAAACGUGCUCCUUGGGCAGAACAAAAUUUGAUAUCAGAUUCUUUUUUUGCAAAGUAGCAUUGGAGCGCUCUGCUAUGCCACUUUUUUAAAUAUAUAAACUAAGCUUUAAAAUGCAUGGGAAGUGUGUGACAUAAUAUGAGUAUGGAAGUAAUAUUCUCGUAAUACCUAAUACUACAGGAAAUAGUGUGGGUAGAAAUUAACAAUGAGAAGUCGAAAUUAGUGAUAACCUAAAUAAUAAAUUUGACUACUGAGAAUUUGGUCUUUUAAGAGUUCUUAAGAAUUUACUUUUUUUUCAAUAAUUCCAUCGAAGGAAAUAGUUUAGUUUAGAAUCAGGGUGAUAAUGCAUGCAAAUCGGGGGGGUCAGCAUGGGUGCUUUAAAUAUGGAGACUUGCUCCCCUUAAAACAAUAUAACAUUUGAUCUUAUAUCAGUAGUAAACGGGCAAUUUAGUAUUGCUUAAUUCCACUUAUUGAUUUUGAUUGCUUUAAUGUAUUUGUUCCUUUAUAACACGAGUUAGUACUUGUUAGACAUUUAAACACAAGGUACAAUGAAACUUUUGUACGUCAAAUUGGCCGGGCUAACGCUUUCACUUCAAGUGCGUGGUUUUGGUAAUUGUAAUUUUUUUAAAUUUAAAAAAAAAUGGGCUUUCACAAACCAAGCCACAAUUUGAGUAGCUGAUAAAUAGGUCUGUUCGCUAACCUUUUCUUAAGACUUAAUUUCACGUGGGUUUUUUUUUUUGCAUUUUACUUUCAAUUUCAUGCAUUUUCAAUGGUAUUCAGCUUUUUGUUUGCUUUACGGGACAGUUCAGUACAUCUCAUUAGCCCAAAGUUUGUUUGCAUAAAAUAUUGAUCUCCCCUGUACAUGGCUGUUAAUGCAGUGAUCUAUUAAAUGCUGUAAAUUUUCCUAACUUUGCCAUCACAUCCUAUGAUAUAUUUGUUUUUUUUUCUUUUCCUGAUGUUUUGAAUGUGGUUUCAUCCAGUUUAGGAACUCUUGUGUUGCCCCUUUGUAAUUUGUGUAAAUUUGGGCCAUCGAUUAAGAACAGGGAGAGGGGUAGGGGUGGGGGGUGGGGGGGGCAACUUAUCAGAAGCCAUCUACAAAUGUCAGAUUGUAGCUCAUUUUGCACUUUGUAGCUUAUUAAAAAUUGUACAAUUUGAAGUGGUAAAA
Molecule: messenger RNA, 5858 nt
Organism: Callorhinchus milii (elephant shark)
Lineage: Eukaryota; Metazoa; Chordata; Chondrichthyes; Chimaeriformes; Callorhinchidae
Gene: ube3a
Product: ubiquitin protein ligase E3A
Exons: 11
Coding region: 52-2724 (890 amino acids)
Biological process (GO): protein polyubiquitination; ubiquitin-dependent protein catabolic process
Molecular function (GO): ubiquitin protein ligase activity
Source: RefSeq, a predicted model, not a curated record